AUGGGGGAUGAUGGAAUGUUUCGGAAGUUUGGUGGAGUGGAAGGAGAUUACAUAGAAUGUGCAGCUCAGCUGGAGAAACAGUUGGCUGAGUCUCUGAUUUACCAAGACCCUCCAGACCCCAGUGUGGUACUUGCCCUGUGUCUGGUUAAACACAAGAUCGAACCACACGUUGUCAACAAACUUAAGGAGACUGUUAUUAGCAAAGGGGCGAGUAUGACCAGUGGGAAACUGGGCCAGUAUGUAUUGGCAUUGAGCUGCUGUUGUGAAAACCCAACGAAGCUGACCAUUGAUAACAAAUUGAACCAUGGCAUCAACCUGGAGUCAUUGCUUUCUGAGAAGCUUGGCCACGAGAUUAAAAACAUCGAGGUGAAAAAGCACCCUUUCACCACCUACUAUCAAGUUUCACUUGCUGUGCUUGCACUUUGCCAAGAUGAUUACUUGAUUAGGAAGAGCGAUAUCAAAAUUUUCGCACAGGCUGUGAUGAACGAUGAGCUCUCCUACGGAGACCACUUCUCAGUGGAUACGGUUGCUAUGGCUGCCAUGGCCUUUAGCUGUCUAAACGGUUCCUACAAGCCAGCUGACUCCAUCAAGAUUGCCUUGACAAAACUGAUCAUGCAGAUUUACUGUGCAAAAGAAGCUCAGGGAACAAUUGGGAAUAUCUAUAGCACUGGCCUGGCCAUGCAGGCUCUUAUUGCUAACAGUGAUUUCAUUCCAUUCCCCGUCUGGAAUACUUCAAAGAUUCCAGAGAGAGUUGUGGAAGAAAUCAGCCAGGAAGCAUUCUCAAACUCGGACAUGGCUUCACAGAUCUUGCCACCUCUGUUGGAGAAGACAUAUCUGGAGGCUGGUAAAGGGUGCUAUGGUGGAGUAAGUGGAACACAGUCAAAGGCAGAGAUAAGCUAUAGCAGAAUGAUUUCUGUGGACUACACUGUAAAUGAUGGCACCACUUUACAUUCCAUCCAUCUAACAGUCCAUGCCGGUACAGUCCUUCUCAAAAUUAUGGAACUUGCACAGGCGAUGGAUUCAGAAUACUUUCGAUUCAAGGCUAUCCAGACUUCCUUGGGCCCCUUCAUCACCAGCAUUGGUGGUAUUCCGGCCAGCAGUGAUGAAAGGACCUUUUGGCAGUUUCUGAAUGGGACUGUGCCAAUUCCUGUUGGUGUCGCUGAGUACGAACCUUCCAAUGCGGAAAAUGUCAUUGCAAUACUGUCCAAAUAUUGA
Messenger RNA from Hemiscyllium ocellatum (epaulette shark), 1215 nucleotides. RefSeq names its product transcobalamin-1-like. The transcript is spliced from 9 exons. The record is from RefSeq and is a predicted model, not a curated record. Gene Ontology annotation, biological process: cobalamin transport. Gene Ontology annotation, molecular function: cobalamin binding. The coding region runs from base 1 to 1215 and encodes 404 amino acids. NCBI's taxonomy places the organism in Eukaryota, Metazoa, Chordata, Chondrichthyes, Orectolobiformes, Hemiscylliidae.